Messenger RNA from Pseudophryne corroboree (corroboree frog), 4040 nucleotides. RefSeq lists its product as uncharacterized. Gene Ontology annotation, biological process: DNA integration; DNA recombination. The transcript has 2 exons. NCBI's taxonomy places the organism in Eukaryota, Metazoa, Chordata, Amphibia, Anura, Myobatrachidae. The coding region runs from base 991 to 1968 and encodes 325 amino acids. Gene Ontology annotation, molecular function: DNA binding. The record is from RefSeq and is a predicted model, not a curated record.
GGGGUCGUGCGGCUGCCAGACCUGCACAGGCCAGGCAGUGCGCGCGUGGCACAGGGGAUACUGCCGCUAGGGGGGCCCAGAUGAGGCCUGUCCCCGCUGUUCACCCCUCCCCCUCAUCCAGUCAGGUCCAGCCUGCGCCCCCCCCCCCGACAGGGUGGGGCAUCGCCCCCGCCCCGCUACUGCACACCCUCCUCUACCUAUCUCCGCUAGGGAGGUGCCCAUACGGCGGGGGCGUUCUGCGUCCGCCCGCGGCGGCGUGCCCCACUGGGCCUCUCCUGCCGGGGGUGGCUCUGUGGCGCCCCUCCCCUCCAGGAUACCGCGUCUGGCUCGAGGCGCUGCGGCCGCCGUCCACGGCCAUGCGCCUCCGACGGGGGUUCCUCACCCCAGGGGGCGGCGUGCACAGUCGGGGGGUGUCUGUUCCGCACCUCCUCGCGGCCGGUCAUCUCCUGCCAAUGUGGAUACGGAGGGGUCACAUGCCUACAUUGCGCCUCCUCCUGCCAGUAGCGAUGACUCUUCAGUUUCUCCUCCUGUGGCCAAUAAGCGGGAUCGGAGAAGAUUGCGGCGGGAGCAAUUGGCGAGGGAUUUCUCCCAGCGGGACGGCGAUACCGUGACGCCCGACAGUGAGGGUUCAUUGGGUCCUUGCUCCCAACGGGGGGUUUACGAUCCUCCCGUGGGGAGCACGACCCGCGUGGCGGCUCUGAUUUUCCUACGCAUGCCACGUCAGCGGCACCCUUGGUGGACUCAACCGUUCUGUCCGCCAUUUGUGCGGCUGUUGUGUCGGCAGUGGCGCCCUUGUUAUCCCCCGUACCCGGGGGACUUGGGCGGUCCUCCACUUCUUUGGCAGAUAGCAUUGCGCAUGCUCUUGCCCCGCUUCUGUCCUCUGGCGCGACGGUUCCCCCGCCUGCCCCGCUCCCGGCUGCGGCAAACCCGGUGGAGGAGCGGAAAAACCAUGUCUCUUUUGUCCCCCCAGCCGCGGACGUCAGGAGAGAAAUGGAGUCUGUCGGUGCAUCCGCGAGUCGACCAGUGGCCGUCGGGACUGACGGCGUUCCCUCUCGGGCAGGUCAUCCACCCGGAUUGGAGGAGUUAGCACACAGAUCGUUGGCCCCUGCUACGUUUGCGGCCUAUCGUGCCGCCUGGGAACGGUGGAGUCGCUUCCUCCUGGAGCGAGGCCAGAGUGGUAAGACCUCUCACACUUUACUCUUAGAAUAUAUCUGGAUGCUGUACUCCGACGGGAUUUCGCGGUUGUCUGUUAACAGGAUUCUGGCGGGUAUAUCAUACUUUCUGCAGCUGCGGGGGGAAGCGGAUUUUAUGAAGUCCUUUUUCCUCCGGCGGGUGUUGAAAGGUUGGGCUCGGGCGUCCCCGCCCCUCCCAGAUACUCGUCUGCCGAUCACUGGGGCUUUGCUGCGGCGGAUUAUGGGAUCCCUCCGGAGUAUUUGCUCCUCGGGAUACGAAGUUCGCCUCUUCAUGGCGGCCUUUACGAUGGCCUUCCACGGCGCGUUCAGGGUGGGCGAGCUGGUGGCCGUCUCUCGGACUUCUGCCUCGCCCAUGCUGGCGGCCCACGUCGUCCUACGCCCCGACGGUUUGUGGUGCAGGAUUCAGCGCUCCAAGGCUGACGUAGCCGGCAGGGGGCAGUGGGUUCGAAUGGGCCGGGCCAGUUCGCGGGGCAUUUGUCCGGUUUCCGCGGCCCUGGCUUAUUCGUUCCUUCGGCCUCCAACGUCCACCGGGUGGCUCGUCCAUAGCGAUGGUUCCCCGUUGACCAGAUAUCAAUUCCGGUCGGUUUUGGGGCGUUGUAUCUUGUACCUGGGUCUAUCUCCGGCCGACUAUGGGACUCACUCUUUCCGCAUCGGCGCGGCUUCAGCAGCUGCUGCGGCGGGUUGGUCCGAAGUCGAAGUCCGGGCACUGGGUAGGUGGAGGUCUGGUGCAGUCAGACGCUAUAUCAGGCCUUUUCCUCCCAGUGCACCCAUUUGAGGACUAGCCGCUCGUCGCAACUGCAUUUUGCGGUUGUGGGGGCCUUGAGGAAUUUUUGUUUUAUCGUUGGUUUUACUACGGCUUUUGCCGGCUAACGAAGUUUUGUUUUUGCCUCAAGUCAAAUUGGGUGGCCCAACUCCCCCCCCCCCCCUUCCACUCCCCGUUAGGGACGUAGAUAGGUUCCCCAUUUAGCAAUGCUAUAUUUUAUGUAAUUUCUGACCUUCAUCACACCCCUCUUUUACCCCCGGCGAUCUUGGCGUGGAGCCUUUAACCCGGGGGCGAUUGACUUGGUUCGGAGACGGGUCAAUUCGGUUGUCGGUAGUGCUGUCCUCCAGCAUGGUGGCCUGGUCGUGCCGCACAGUGGUAUCUCUUUCCGGGAUCCGACUCUAUACCGGUCUGACGGGGUGCAUUUGUCGCCAGCUGGCAUGGCGAUCUUCUGGGAUGACUUUAUGCACGUCCUUCGGUCCCCUUCGGUAGUUGUUUAGGUUAGUGUUUAGUCGUUCAUUAGUGUCUAGUUAGUUUUGUCGGUUUUUAGCCCCUCCUCUAGUUAGUUGUUAGUUCGGUGGCGGUGGCAGGUUGGUAACCUGGCAGUUGGCCGGUUUAUGAACGGUUACUUAAUUUUUAACCAUUACUUCAAGGUGAGAAGUUUGGGUGUGUUUUUUGAAACAUUUUUCUUAGUCGUUUGAAUUAGUUUCCGGGCAUCACUUUACAAAGUGGAGCCCAUUAAUUGGUAAAAACAUAUGUGGAUGGCGGGGCUGGUGGCCCGAAUUUUUACCUCAUAGGGGCGGAGCGUACCUCCGUCCCUACAACAGUUGGUGGGCAGGGGUAGUGGCAGAAGGUCGACCCCUGUCCUUGGAUUUUUGAAUUUUUAAUGUCCGGGAUGCAGGCAGGAGGCCGAUCCCGGAACAUUGGGGGCAGAAGGCUCCCUCACACAUAUGUUUUUAUUGCUUAUUUUGUAUGUAUUACAAUGUUUUUUCACCCAUGUUACUUUAUUAUGUUAACCGUUCUUCUCCCCGCCACCUUAGUUAGAGAGGGAAGUCUACAUUUUAGUUUUAGCAUUUAAUAGGCCUUCCUCUCAGUCAGAAAAUAAAAGCUGACCCCUUUCACGCCAAUUACAGUUGUGGUGUCUUUAUUUCAUAGAAUAAGUGUGCUUGAGUGGCGAGUGGAUGCAUCUGACGUGUGGGGUUUAAGACCGCGUAGGGAGCAUAAUGUGACCACAGCGGCAUAAACGCACCGUCCAGGGCCUCCGCAGCGCCGCUCGAGGCAUCACCUGGCCUGUGAGGGGUUAAUGUUUUUUGGCUGGGAGGAACUCAGAGAGUGGGCCGGGGGCCCAUUGGCUGCAGCAUGAGAGGGGGCUGGCCUGUCAUGCAUAUAUGCAGCUGGCAGGAUACUUCCUGCCUCUCUUCAGACUGUUCGUUACCCACCCUCCCUCCCUGGGGACUUGUUUUGCUGCUCUGCAGCUGUGUUCAUUGUGUCGGCUUUGGGUGGCCGGUUUAUGAACGGUUACUUAAUUUUUAACCAUUACUUCAAGGUGAGAAGUUUGGGUGUGUUUUUAGAAACAUUUUUCUUAGUCGUUUGAAUUAGUUUCCGGGCAUCACUUUACAAAGUGGAGCCCAUUAAUUGGUAAAAACAUAUGUGGAUGGCGGGGCUGGUGGCCCGAAUUUUUACCUCAUAGGGGCGGAGCGUACCUCCGUCCCUACAACAGUUGGUGGGCAGGGGUAGUGGCAGAAGGUCGACCCCUGUCCUUGGAUUUUUGAAUUUUUAAUGUCCGGGAUGCAGGCAGGAGGCCGAUCCCGGAACAUUGGGGGCAGAAGGCUCCCUCACACAUAUGUUUUUAUUGCUUAUUUUGUAUGUAUUACAAUGUUUUUUCACCCAUGUUACUUUAUUAUGUUAACCGUUCUUCUCCCCGCCACCUUAGUUAGAGAGGGAAGUCUACAUUUUAGUUUUAGCAUUUAAUAGGCCUUCCUCUCAGUCAGAAAAUAAAAGCUGACCCCUUUCACGCCAAUUACAGUUGUGGUGUCUUUAUUUCAUAGAAUAAGUGUGCUUGAGUGGCGAGUGGAUGCAUCUGACGU